GACACACGACAACAAACAGACUGUGAAACUCCGCCCCGUAUUUUUAAGUGGUAAGCUAGUUCAUUACUGAUUAGACCUCUAAAUAUACCACAACCCGAACAAAACGAAAGCAGUGAUCAGUAUCCACGCUUGCCUGGUUGACAGUAUACAUAUUUUCUUUGGAGUAUCAACAACUGACAGUGCCAACUUUCAAUCUGCUGAUUUGUCAGUGUUAUAACAAUACCAAAUUUAAUUUUUAAUGUGGAAUAUUUUACUGUAUAAUAACUAUUUCAUCGAUAACUUAUUGCAUUAUUUUAUGAGACAAUUAAGUGCUCUUGAUCCAUAAGCAGGCUUAUGUGCAGUGUGUUAGGCCUGAACCCAUGGAUGCCAAUGUGUGAUACAGCAAUGCCUGCUAAAAUGUCAGAUGAAGAAAUGAUGGGUCCAGAGGAGAUACUGGAUUGUCCAGUUGGUCCUGGAUUUAAACCAGUCCUUCAUUCACAUAGACAUAAUCUAAGGAAUAGAUUUGAAUUGGGGAAAACCUUGGGUGAAGGAAUGUAUGGUAAAGUCAAACUUGCUGUUGAAAAGGCCACAGGGGAAAAGGUUGCAAUAAAAUACAUCAAGAAAAAUAAAGUACAAGAUGAUACAGAUCUACGUCGACUACGACGAGAAAUCCAUGUCAUGUCAUCCCUCAGUCAUCCUAAUAUCAUCAACAUAAGAGAAGUUUUUGAAAACAAAGACAAAAUAAUUCUAGUCAUGGAUUGUGCAUUAGGAGGAGAAUUGUAUGAUUACAUCAAUGAUCGACAGAAGUUAACAGAAAGUAGUGCUCGUAGACUCUUUCGCCAAAUCUCAUCUGCCAUACAUUAUUGUCAUCAAAAUGGUAUUGUUCAUCGAGAUCUCAAGUUAGAAAACAUUGUUUUAGACAUUGAUGAAAAUGUAAAGAUAGCAGAUUUUGGUUUGUCUAAUUUCUACAGUAAAGACACAUUAUUAAAAACAUUCUGCGGAAGUCCACUUUAUGCCUCGCCAGAAAUUGUCAAUGGUCAGCCUUACUAUGGACCAGAGGUUGAUUGUUGGAGUUUAGGAGUUAUACUCUACACACUAGUCUAUGGUGCCAUGCCUUUUGAAGGAACAGACUUUAAAACCCUAAGAAAACAGAUAUCUAAUGGCGAUUAUUUUGAACCAAAUACACCUUCAGAGGCUGCAGGUUUAAUUCGUCAUCUACUCACAGUCAAUCCUAAAAAACGGGCAAAAAUGUCUGAUAUUCUGAACCAUUGGUGGGUCAAUCUAGGUUACAAAGAGACACCAAUUGGAGAGCAAUAUCCUAGUUCUGAUAUGCUUAAUAUGUAUAAACCUCGAUGCUCACCCUGUUUGUCUUCUGACAGCGAGAGUGAAGGGGAUCAAGUUAAACCAGUUCAACCAUUAAAAGGGAUAUUGAAGAAGCCAAAAACUUCCUACAGCUCUGCUGAGGAAGCUGCGGAGGAAGAUCAGACAAUAAAAGUUCCAUUACAACCAGUCAAGGAUGAUAAUACAGCUUACAUGGUAAUGCCCGAAGAAGGACCAAAUGUUACAUGCAAUAAUUCUGAAAAUAAUAAUUCCAUUGAUGAUAAAAAAGUUUUUGAUUCUGAAAAGAAGCCGGCAAGAGGUAUUCUGAAGAGGAAAGGGAAAUUCAGUGGUGGUGACAGUGGUUGUAUACUUAACGAAUCCGGAGCUAAAAGUCCGGGAUCAGACACUAAAGAAAACAACAGUAUGCUUUACGAUUUAUCUGAUAUUGACAAUGUAUUAAACACAACUGAUCGAUCACCCACAGAGACAAAAAAUACAUUCUCUUAUCCCGAAAAUGUAGUCGAAAGUAACAACAAUACCACCGUAGUGCCAAGAAGAGGAAUUUUGAAAAAGGGUGGACACACCGAUCCUAGAAAAAGACUUUCUGCCUGUAGUACAGGGUCAAAUUCCUCAGCAGACAUAUUAGACUUUUCAUAUGAUAGUGGUGAUGAUAAUUACGAAACUAUUUCAAAUUGUCCUCAGAUGUCGCCUGAGGGAAGCUUAGUUGGAACACCAAGUUUUGAAGACAUGAAUAGUGAGGGAGACAUGUUAAACACGCUUACACCAAAAAUGUAUGAAAAUGAUAACGAAUACUACAACACUAAAGCUGCAAGAGAAAUAUGUGACAAAGCAAUGCAAAUAGUCAAUGAGGUUCAAUUAGACAGUCAAUGAAUUUAAAAUGUCAUGUUGUAAUUCCAAACUUAGAACUUCCUUAUUCUGAGAAAGAAAUCCAAAAUGAUUGGAAUCCAGGUCUUAGAUUUUGGUUUGUUAAAGAAGUGUUUACAAAGACAUGCUGUAUCUGUGGUGGAACUUUUCUAAAAAAAACUUAUUAUGAUGAAUCUGUAAGCAUGGAUUAGCCUGUUUAUACAAGUUAAUGUUUUUGAAGAGCAUCCACAGCAUGUGAAAUGAUUAUGGCAACUUGGUGCUCCAUACUUUAUUAAUGUUGUUUUGAUCUCACUCACAGUCAAACUGUGUUGUAUUUAUUUCAUUUCAUAAAAAAUAUAUCAUUUCAAUUAUGCAAAUAUAUUCACUUUUUUUUUAAGAAGGAAGUAAGAUUUGCAUCGGAGAGAUACCAUGAUUACAAAAGUAAAGAGUUUUUAAAACUGAAAUUUUCAGUUCAUAUGAUUUACAUAAUUGAAAUGGUGAUUUUUUUGGAUUUUGCUAUCAUAGCAAUAUGUUUGCACUCAAAGUGCUCUAUAAGUCAAAAUAUAUAUGAUUUCAAUCAAAGUAACUUGUAUAUUUCAUCUUGUGCCUUUUGUUUGACAUUCUGUAUUGUGAUAUGCAUACAUAUUUACUCAUUGAAUGUAAAAAGUUAAAUUUUGUUAGAAAACAGUUUUAAGUUUGAAAUAUCAGCAAAAUAUUUUCAUAGUGAAGUGGGACCACAUUGAUAAUUUACAUUAUGGAGUCCUUAUUGGUAUACCUAUAUUUACAUACUAGACAUAUUUGAUCAGAAAUGGAAAAAGAUUAACUUCUUACCAACAGUUUUUUUUUUUAAAUGAAAAGAUAUUAAGUAAAGACAUUUCCAUAGGGAAAAUAAAUCUGCUUUUGAAGCAUACAUGUACAUUAAGGUUUUUGUGCCAAUGAAGUUAGCAAUGUGUGAGAAUGUUGUGUAUAUGUGACCAUUGAAGUAAUUAUUUGUAUACAUGUUUUGCAUUAGAUUUUUACAUUUAUUCUUUUGCUGUUUUGUAUGUAUAUUGUGAUUUGCUGUUUUGUAUGUAUAUUGUGAUAAAUUUUCAUAAAUCCAUCAUAGUGUAAAUAAGCUCAGUAUUUAUUUUGCUAAAAAAUGCAUUUAAAAGGUCGAUAUUCAUGGUGCUUAAAAUAAAAAGCUCAGUUAUUAUUGCUGGACUUUGGCAUAGUUAUUAGCAUUUUUUUGUUAAAAGCAUUGCUGGUCAUUCAAGGAGAGAUGAUACUCAAAAGAAAUGAAUAUUUCUUUAAGGGAUUUUUGAAAAAAAGGAAUAUUAUUCAGUUUGCAAUUAUUAAGGAGAAUACAUUGGCAAAAACAUGGGGUUCUUUAUAUAGAAUAUUUAAAUUAAUUCCUAAAUUGGCUCAAGGUAUUUAGCAUGUUUAGUGGAAAGGAAAUUUGAUUUAAAAAUCACAUUUUUUUUUAAUGUUGCUUUGAUAUUAAUUUACCAAAAACGAAUUGAACAAAAUAAGAAUAAUUUUGUUUAUAUUUAUAAUGAUUCUUCAAAAUUAUUUCCCCUAAUUGGUCCUGGCUCCCCAGUUUUAUUCAAAAACUUAAAUAAGGAAGAAAUAUCAGCUGGUCUGAUUUUUUUUAAUAUAUAAACUAAUUCAAAAAUAAAAUUUAAGCAUGGAUUAAAUAAGCCAUAUUUUUUAACUGGAUUACUUUUUCAUAGAUAUUGCAGAAUUGUCUCUUUAGAGAAUUUGUACCCAGUUUUUUUUUUUUUUUUGGUGAAUAUUAUUUGCUAUGAAAUCCACUCUAUCUUUUCUAUAGAUCUUUAUAAUGUUAUAAAAAUUUGAAUAGUCAUUAAAUGGCAACCUUAGUUAAGUCUGGAACUACAUAAGGGUUAUCAGACUAUGUUGAAGAUUAUUUAAUAUUUAAAUAAGGUCUUGCACAAUAAUGUUUUUUUUCCAUGACAUAAGUAGAAUGAGCUGUAUGUAAUACACAGGUUCAAUAUCAGUAUUAAUGAAAUACAUGUUGUUAAUUGUUUAUGGAUAGCAAAGUUAUGUUGGCAUAAGUAUUACAAAGGGAUUGAUUUUUUGUAAGGACAUCAACAUGUUCAUGUAUUAGAUUUAUAAGUUCAAAUUCAAUGUUCAGUGUUUAAAAAUAGUGUAAGAUUAAUGAAAUAUUAGAACAUUUUUUUACAAAUCAGAAAUUUUUGUGUGUGUACUAUUUUCUUUUUAUUCUUGUCUUUUGUUACCUUAUUUUGUUAAUUGUUUCUUAUUUGAAUUUAAACAAAGAAUUUUUGUUAAAAAAAAACUAGUGUAAUACAAUCAGUCCUUUGAUCACAGGCAAUUAUUUAAGUCAACAGGUGUCUGUAAUUAUCAAUAAAUGUCCAGUAGUGCUUGGCGUAAGAAAAUUCAUGGCUUACAAUUGCUGAUAAUAUGCUGUAGUAUUAAAGCUCAUUGAAAUGUUUGUAACAUAGUUACAUCUCAACAUAUACAUUGUGAAUGUCUAAAAACAGCUUUAAAUAAAAUCACACAUAAUGUGCUCAAUUA
Molecule: messenger RNA, 4695 nt
Organism: Mytilus californianus (California mussel)
Lineage: Eukaryota; Metazoa; Mollusca; Bivalvia; Mytilida; Mytilidae
Product: NUAK family SNF1-like kinase 1
Exons: 7
Coding region: 334-2190 (618 amino acids)
Biological process (GO): microtubule cytoskeleton organization; protein phosphorylation; intracellular signal transduction
Cellular component (GO): cytoplasm
Molecular function (GO): ATP binding; protein serine/threonine kinase activity; tau-protein kinase activity
Source: RefSeq, a predicted model, not a curated record